AUGGAUGAUGCCACAGCAGCGACUACCUUCCAGCUUCAUCUCGAGGAGGCGAUGAAUCAUCAAGACUAUGGGAUUGCCGCCGUCAUUAAUCGAGCAUGUGAGGCUCACCGAGGUGGGAGACUGAACCAAACUACACGAUAUGAAUUUCCUAGAGACGAUCAAGUCCCGAUUGAAGGCCUCGACUUCCCAUCGGAAACAGCUUCACAUACUGGACAGACAACGUCCCGGCAGCUUCAAGAAUACAAUAGAGGCGAUGAUUCGGUGAUGGCUUCUCGAUGGCGACCAACAGAGAUUACUUCGCCGGGUAGAACUCGUCUCCCAUUCAGAACGAUUCCAGAUUACCUCAGAACCCCAGGUCCUGGCACUUUAGAAACAAGAUUGCUUCCCCACGUAGACAGGUUCCCUCUACUACGAGGAGAAUCAUCCCGUGCUGCAACUCGUACGCUGCCAUUCGAAAGGCUCAUCGGUACUCCCAUGGACAGGCCACCACUUUCCCCAGAACCUCCAGAAGAAAACCCUAAAUGUUCAAGUUGUUUCGAGUCCUACAAAAUCGACGAUAUUGCACCAUCUUGGACGUGUGAACACGGUUUCUGCGCAGAAUGCGCCAUAAAGGUAUUCACCAACUCUCUCAGCGACACCACUCGAUUUCCUGCUACUUGCUGCGGACGAGAGCUCUCAUUGGAGAAUUUCAUGUUCGUCCUAACUCCCGGUCUCGUUAAGAGAUACGAAGAAAAGAAAGUGGAGACCAAGGCGAAAGGAUUUUGCUCCAAUCCGAGAUGUUCAGCUCCAUUCAAAGAAGAAGAAGUUGUUGGUGAUAUUGGGACUUGCUCCGCCUGUCAGACCAUCACUUGUAUCUCUUGCAAGUCGGCUGCUCAUAUAGGGAAAGACUGCUCGGAGAUUACGAAGGAUGAAGAUCAUCAAGCAACUAUUGAUUUGGCAACUGUUUCCGGUUGGCGCGAAUGCUUUUCGUGCAAAGCGAUAGUCAGUCGCAAGAGUGGCUGUAAUCAUAUCACCUGUCGUUGUAAGGCUCAAUGGUGUUACCUUUGUGGAUCUAAAUGGCGACCACGCACCUGCAGUUGCCCAUUAUUUGGGUUCCCAGGACAAGGAGGAGAACAGGACGACAUGGAAUUUCGGGAGGGGGAUGAAGCGAUAGUUAUGGAAGACAAUCCCGGUGACGAAGCGGUAUUUUGGGAGGACAGGAUAAACCAGCAAUAUGAUACUGCUGGCGGCCGUGAUAGGUACUACGAACAGCGUCUUCAGUCAGCCCAAAGAAGAGCUGCAUGGCACGUGGCUCAACAGGGAGAUCAGCUACCAAAUCGCGAAGUUGAAAGGAUAUGGCUUAGAACCAGUGCAAACCUCAACGAAGCCCGAAGGCAACCCAAUCUUGCACGUCUCAAAGAAGAGAGAGUACGAGCGCGAGCUGAUAUGCUAGAUUGGGGUCGACAGCGUCCAUUGCCGAGACUUACUGAUCGUACAGAAAGAGAUCGUACUCCAAAUGGCGCAUCACAGCAUAGAACACGGUUUACUCCAGAGUCCAGCAGGAGCCAGCGAGAACGGUCAGCAGACCAACUUGGGAAUCCGACUGCCACAGACUUCUUUUCAUUUGUUCCUGUCGAUCCUAGUCCACUGCGUCUUCGACAAGAGCAGCAACCAACCAGUAGCUUCAAUACACUUGGCAACGCCCUACCACCAAGACGAAACGCCCGAGAAGCUAUUCCCCAACAAGCCUCACGGUCCCUCUUUACACCAAGCGAAGUAGGGAGGCAGCCAAUACGGAGUGAACAGGAUCCAAUCCCCAGAUCUACACUCGCUGACGCAAUCAGGGAUCGGAAUGUGAGGCAUCGUCGUGCUCAAUUGCGAUAUCCAUGA
Glarea lozoyensis ATCC 20868 is the source of this 1869-nucleotide messenger RNA. Its product is annotated as RING/U-box. NCBI's taxonomy places the organism in Eukaryota, Fungi, Ascomycota, Leotiomycetes, Helotiales, Helotiaceae. Gene Ontology annotation, biological process: positive regulation of proteasomal ubiquitin-dependent protein catabolic process; protein polyubiquitination; ubiquitin-dependent protein catabolic process. The transcript is spliced from 3 exons. Gene Ontology annotation, cellular component: ubiquitin ligase complex; cytoplasm. Gene Ontology annotation, molecular function: zinc ion binding; ubiquitin protein ligase activity; ubiquitin conjugating enzyme binding. Bases 1 to 1869 code for a protein of 622 amino acids. The record is from RefSeq and is a predicted model, not a curated record.